Trichomonas vaginalis G3 is the source of this 595-nucleotide messenger RNA. RefSeq names its product KilA, N-terminal/APSES-type HTH, DNA-binding family. Lineage: Eukaryota; Parabasalia; Trichomonadida; Trichomonadidae. The transcript has a single exon. The record is from RefSeq and is a predicted model, not a curated record. The annotation marks the transcript as partial.
AUGUCAACAACCGAGAACACAACAACAGUUAUAGUCCAUGAAGCUAUAAAUGAAGAAUAUGAGUGGGUUCAGUUUAACAAACAACUCCGUCUCAUUCGUUCGGUCAAAGACGAUAUGUACCAAAUGCAAAGUAUUUUGAAUGCUCUUCGUUCUACAAAGCAAGCAUAUCAUUGGUUUGAAAACCAACAGACAAAAGAACUUUUAGAAGAAUUUCCUCAUAUGUUUGCUACCCUCGAAAAACCGAGGAAUGAGAUUCCGUACGAAAAUCGUAAAAAUUUGCCAAUAAAUUUAAGAGGAUAUUAUGUUCAUAGACUUUUAGUAAAUGCCGUAGCAAUGUGGGCUUCACCUCGUUAUGCUUGUUAUAUUUUCAUGAUGUUAGAUGAAAUUCAUAGACAAGAACGUGAAGAGAUGGAAAAGAAACUUCAAGCAAAAGAUGAAGUCAUUGAAGCAAAAGACAAAAGCAUUCAGAAAAGAAUACCACGUUCGGUACCAAAAGGAAAGGAAAAGAACUAUAAGUAUAUGAUUUAUACUGAAGAGAUGGAAAAUGAAGAAGAUAAAGAUAUGGUUAUGUUGCAUUUAGUCAGAAGAAACAACA